AUGCCCAUACCAUUAGAAAAAAUUAAAGUUGUUGAAGAUGAAAUCGAAAGACUCGAUCAUGAUGAUAAAAAUCGUCGUAUAGCAAUAACACCACCAAUACAAGAUUUCUCAUUUUUAAAUAAACCAUCACAUGUAAAACGUUCGGUUCAUUAUGAUAUUGAAUCAAUAAAUACACCUGAACAUGAACCAUUAAGAUCAAUUACUAAUACUGAACAACCAUCGAUUGAUAAUGUUCUUCGUCGACGAUAUAUUGCACAUUGGGGUCUACCAGAGUGGCUUGGUGAUAAUCAUUUUUUAUUACAAAAACAUCGACCACCUGCUAAUUCAGUUCGUGAAUGUCUCAUAUCAGUUGCAUCAAUACAUAGUGAAACCGUUAAUAUUUGGACCCAUUUAAUUGGUGCAUUAUGUGUUGCUGUAACAUUUGCACUUUUUUUUAUUGAAAAUUAUCAACAAAUGGAUAUAAGUGAUAUUAUAUCCUUUAGUGUUUUUUUCACAUCAGCAAUAUUAUGUUUAAGUUUUUCAACAUUAUUACAUAUAUUUAUUAAUUAUUCACCACGUGUUCUUGUUACAGUUUCAAAACUGGAUUAUAUGGGUAUAAAUAUAUUAAUAUUUGGGUCAAUGGUACCUGUUGUACAUUACUUUUUCUAUUGUCAAUUUCGAUUAAAAGCUAUUUAUAUAAGUGUACUUCUUGUACUUUCAAUUGGAUCAAUGAUUGGUACAAGUAGUGCUGCAUGUUCUAAACCACGUUUUCGUCCAUUUAAAGCUAUUUUAUUUAUUGCUCUUGGUCUAUAUGGUGCUGCUCCAGCAACGCAUGCUUGUAUACUUCAUGGAUUACCACGUAUGUUUGAAAUGGGUUUUUUAUAUUUAUGUAUUAUGGCUGUAGCAUAUAUCGGUGGUGGUAUUGCUUAUGCUGUUCGAGUACCAGAACGAUUUUUUCCUGGUCGUUUCGAUAUUGUUGGACAAAGUCAUCAAAUUUUACAUGUGGCUGUAGUUGCAGCUAUUUAUUUACAUUUUUAUGGUAUUUGUUGUCAAUUUCAUUAUGUUGUUCGAACAGAACAAUGUCUUAUGCCAAUAACUUUAAAACUUGGUAUUACUGAUUUAUCCAUUUCGUCUUAG
Adineta steineri is the source of this 1116-nucleotide messenger RNA. Lineage: Eukaryota; Metazoa; Rotifera; Eurotatoria; Adinetida; Adinetidae. The record is from the annotation of a GenBank genome assembly.